UGUUCAGACCUGGGUUUGGCAUUUUUGUAUUAUUAUUUACUAUUAUUAUUGUUACUAUUAUUAUUAUUAUUACCAAUUGUUAUUAUAUUAUUGCAGCCUAAAGGCUCUGAUUUUAAGUUCUAACUUUCAAAGUAGCAAGUUACACAUUUGCAUCUUUUUAAGGGUUUUUAUUCCAUUGCUGGGAUUUCAGCUGCACUUAAAGAAGACUCGAGCUUCCGCCCCUAAGAAAGAUGGCGCUGGGAACCUUCCCGCCAGGCCUCCCGCGAUAGGCCACAAGCCUGAUGACGUCACACUAACUGAGCCUGGAGGUAAAGGCGCCGCCGCAGAGCUCGGCAUUUUUUUUUUUUAAGACUUUGCGGCCGGCCUCGGAAGUGGCCCUUCGGGAAGGGAGGGGAACAGGCAAGGCGGAGAGGCCAUGAUGCGUCCUCAGCCCCUCGGACAACUCCUCCGCUGGGCUUUGGGUCACCGCAGCGACGAGUUACAAACCGCUCAAAAACGGAUGAUGGUGGCUGGCCUGGGCAACCACAUGUUCCCUGGCACGCGGCACAGCGUGGGUAUGGCGGUGCUGAAUCAUUUGGCCUCCAAGCUGGACGUGGCUGACCAGUGGAAGAGAGACAAGCAGUGCUGCGCGGACGUGGCGGUGGCCCGUCUAGGAGAGGCUGAGCUUCUGCUGAUGAAACCCCGCAAGUUCAUGAACCUCAAUGGGAUCUCGUUGGUCACAGCUGCGGAAAGGUACAACUUGAGCGUUGACGAUAUCUAUCUGGUCCACGAUGAUCUGGAGAAGCCUCUGGGGAAGGUCUCCUUCAAACUAGGUGGCAGUGCGAGAGGUCACAAUGGGGUCCGUUCCUGCAUCAGCUGCCUGCACUCCGACCGCAUGGUCCGGCUCAGGAUCGGCAUCGGCCGUCCGACAGGAAAAGCAUCCAUAGAAGAUUACGUCCUAAGCCGGUUCACCGACGCGGAGCAAGAGGUGUUGCCACCCGUUUUUGAGCGGGCCACCACGAUGCUGCUGCAGCACAUUCAACAGAAUUGCAGCCGGAGGGAGUCCCAGGGUCCCUGCGAUGGACUCGUGAGCCCCCCUCCCAAGACAGAUGGCCGGGGGCCCUCUUGAACCCACCUCUAAGACCAGCCAGUGAAAGCAGCCGACUGACGUGUGUGUCUUUUGAUGGAGCUGAGUUGUGUGAAUUGAGCUCUGGGCUCGCUCGCUGGUUGCGGCAAACCUUACUCCAAGAAAUGAGGGUUAGGAUCCGGAUAAUCCAAACAACACACUGCAGUGAACAGGAGGGGGGAAUCUUACGAAAACAAAAGGGGGAGGGUCGAGGAUUAGGUAACACACACACACACACGUUGUGAUCCUUCGUUCGUUGGUGCACUCGGAAUUACAGUUUUAGGAGAAACGGAAAGUCAUGUUUCUAGUUCUUAUGAAAUCCCCUGUUGGAAGUUUUGUGGGUGGAGGGGGCCUUUCCUGGUGAGGAAAAAAAAAUAAAUGUAAUUUUGCAGUUCUUGCUGCCCUCCAAUUGGAAGCGGGGGUUGAAACGAACGAUUCGUGCAACGGCGGAAGGAAUGGCCACGGAUAGUCCUCGACUUAAGGGCCGUAAGGGAGCCUCGCCCGGUCAGUAAGCAAGUAAGCCCGCGUGAUCGCCCUGCCGCUGUCCUGGAUCUCUGGAUUGAAUAGCCGAGACUCCAACCGCACGGGGGUAAGGUUCGGACACCCAUCAUUUGGAAAAGGUCGCUGAACGAACGGUCUUAAGUCGAGGAGUCCAUUCUUCCCCGUCCCAGGAGUGGCGAACCGCUUCCCCUCCCCACUCGCCCCUCUUUCAAAAAGAAAGACUUUGGGGCUCUGAGAUUCAAAGGGUAUCGUCCAGUUUAAUAUGGCUUCGAGACAACAGCAACAGCAAAAUGCAGCAGCAUGGCCGG
This is a messenger RNA of Ahaetulla prasina, 1914 nucleotides long. RefSeq names its product peptidyl-tRNA hydrolase 1 homolog (gene PTRH1). The transcript has 5 exons. The record is from RefSeq and is a predicted model, not a curated record. Gene Ontology annotation, molecular function: peptidyl-tRNA hydrolase activity. NCBI's taxonomy places the organism in Eukaryota, Metazoa, Chordata, Lepidosauria, Squamata, Colubridae. Bases 416 to 1108 code for a protein of 230 amino acids.